Molecule: messenger RNA, 1350 nt
Organism: Candidozyma haemuli
Lineage: Eukaryota; Fungi; Ascomycota; Pichiomycetes; Serinales; Metschnikowiaceae
Exons: 1
Coding region: 1-1350 (449 amino acids)
Source: RefSeq, a predicted model, not a curated record
AUGCCAGAGUUGACUCGUCACAGACCACCGUCGUUGAAGCUUGCUAACGACGAAGCCAAAAGCGACGUUAUUCUUCGUAUCGUCAGUCCAAUCGCCACGCUGCAAAUGAGUCUGGAUAUGAAGAACACCGUACGGAUCAGUGAGUCCAUUCGGAAAAGACAGUCGUCCAUCAUCGCUGCAAAGAACCAUCCGCUUUAUAAUGGCGUGGACGAGCCGAAAACGGAAUCUCCCGAAAAUGGGUCUAGAAAAGAAACUCCUCCUACUGCUGAGCCAAAGGAACCUCCAGCGAAUAAGGAAACAGAGGGCCAAUCUGCUGGAAACACGCCCAUCAACUCUGCCGCCGAGUCAUCUGCAUCUUCUACAUCCACAUCUACCCUGUUCCCUCAUAUCAAAACUGAGGAGGACCACAUCACGUCCCCAAGAUCUGCUCCUUGUGGAAGCACCCAGCUGAGCCCUGGCACGUCUUAUACGACGCUGGAUAGAGUAGCGUCGCAAUUGAAGAAGAAGAGCUUGAAGAGAGAUAAAAUCCCUCGUCCACUUAAAUUGUACAACAAUCCUGCUGUUGGCAGUGGACCUUAUACGGCUGCAAAUGUGCACCCUGCAAUGUAUUCAGCUUAUCAACAAGGUUUGAGAUCUGCUCCGCUCAGACCAUACUUUGCUGGUCCACCACGCGUCGUUCAGCGUUACAGACGGCCUCCGAUUCAAAUGGGUCCUUUGGGUCCCCCAUUUCACGUUGUCCAUACCCCGUACCAUAGAGAGAUUCCAGUUAUGGCUGACAGAAGAGCGAGACCGGCUUCAAAUAUGCCAAUGACUGCAACAGGGGCUGCUCCACAGGGACCAUACCCAGGAGGAUACCCAGCUCCUUAUCAAGGUGCAUAUUCAGUACCACCACCUCCAAGGCAGUAUCCACCAGCUUCGGAGGCUACAUCGGCCCCUCCUCCUGGGCCACCAGUGGCUACACAGGGUCCUCCUACACAGAAAAAGAGCGAAGAAACCAGCAAAAGUCCAUCAUCAUCGCCUCAGCAAGGCGACAAGAGGCCACGCCCUGUGCAAGAUGUCUUCAAUGAUGAUGCCAAGCGAGUAGCACCUCUACCGCUGCAGCCACCACUGGCACAAAGGGGUCGUUUCAGCAUAGAUGAGCUUAAGACUGCUACUGAAGAAGAAGUGGAUGCAAUGCGUCGUAAAAGAGACGAAAGCGAUGAGAUCUACGGCUCCAUGUCGUUCAUGGAUAAGCUGACGUUUAGAUUCAAGAUCUUGAACAAACAACUCUCGCUGGACGAGAAGAAGGCACGUUUCUUAAAAAUAUGUGAAACCACAUGGGAUGAAUUCAUGAAACAGCCACAAAAAUAA